GCAAUCGCGUUGAUAAAAGAUCCCUCAUCCCCCUAAAUUCGUCAAAGUGUUCUUGGUCUUGCGUCUCGUCGCUUGUGCGUCUCGAAUUAUUACUCACGAUCGUCCGAUCGGUCCGAUCCUCUUUGAAUUAGCAAGUUAUUAAGUGUUUCCUUCCAUUAUCUAACUGAGUCUAAUUACGUUGCAUUGCCAGUGAUUGUUCUAUGUGCUGUGCGUAACCUCAAACUCACCUUGGCUCGUGAACUUAUUGAAUAAACUUUCGAAGUUUGAAAUCAUGGCCCAAAACAUGAAGAAUGUUUCCAAACUCCCCAUCUUCUCUCAAAUCAGGAGAUCCAUCUCCUCCACUGCUGCCAAGUGCAAGGAGCUAAAUACGCUAAAUGCACAAGCUGCCACAGAAGAAAUUGGGCACCACACUGUUGUAGUCACUAAUUUUCAGAAAAGGCUUCUAGUCCUUGCGAAGAAAUACAGCAGCAUCGCUGAAGUUCCCGAAAGAGUCUCACUAGACAAACUCCACCGAGCCCAGGAUCUUUUCCGUAUCAGAAUGGCCACCUACUCUCUGGGUUUUGUCACUAUUGGAGCCUUGAUCAUGAUCAUCAGCGGCAAGAAUGCUGCCCUCCGAGGUGACAGUGUUGAACACAGAAGUGAAGAGUGGCACCAAGAUUGGGAAAAGAAACAUGCAGCCGAAAUAGCCGCCAAAAAGGCACACUAAUAACCUUACUCCUCCUGCAAAUAGUCAUACCAUCGAAUAGCUGUAGCUGUGACUUUUUACUGAUUUUCAGCUCUUCAUAGAUGCGUCUUGAUUUUGAUGAAAUUGAAUGUUUUCUCUUGUGAUCUUGUAACCCUCUCAAUGUGUACAAAUGAAAUCACUGAGGUAGAGUGACAUUUAGCAUUAUUACAAAAAUACGGUCGAUGCCUCAUAAAAGCAUGGUGUAAGGCAGAAAAAAUUUCAAAGCAAUCUAAUUCUCUAUUUUUUUGGAUGAUCAAAGCGAAAGAAAUCAAAAAUAUGUCAUAUCUACCUUUGUCCUGUGAAUGUCAGAAGUCAGUUUGUUUGUGUGUGUGUGCAUGUUCGUAUGUAUGCUGCCGGCAGAUAAUCUUAAGCGUGUGAUAAAGACAGCUAGUGUAAGUGUUAAGUAAGACUGAUGAAAGUGUUUAUUGGAUGUUAUGAAACGAUGGAACUGUCCCCAAUGUUCAGAUAGAGGUGUUUUUAUGAUUAGAAGUAGGUUCGUUUCCUUUUACACAUUAUCAGUUAUAAGCGUUUGGAUAGAUAUGUUAGACAUAAUUCAAUUUUUUUUUCCACCUUAUAAUUGAACUUUAACAUGGCUGAAUCUUGACAAAAUUCAGUACCUAGAUACUAAAAUUAGUUUUCACGAGUUUAUACUAUGCAACAAUAAGUCACUAAAGUAAAGAAUGUAAGUACAAAGUUAGCUAAUGUUAAUGCUGGGUAGCUGUUAGCAUGGUGGGUGUCCUAAUUUUUGUAGAUUUAACUUAUUCAAGUAAAACUAAACCUCUCAGUAGUCUUCUCCUUGCAGCUUAUCUAAGUGUAACAAAAUGAGAAUUUUGAAAAUCAAGGGUUAUCUAUGAACUAUUAUUUAGUCAUCAGGUUAUUUUCAUAACUGUUUCUCUGUUAAUUCGCUUUGAUUCCCUUGUUCUACCGCUUCUCAUUUUGUCAUUUUUCCCUAUUUUUUUCGUUUUUUUUUUUUUAUUUAGCUUUAUCUGUAACAUAUAGGAGAAUAUUUAUUUAUCCUUGUGUAUUUUUCAACAUCGCUUUUGAAGAUUUUUUAAGGUCAUGAGACUCAUUUCAAAGUGGCCAUCUUUUUACUUGCAGUUUUAGUCAUCUUUCACAAUUAUUCAUCUGUUUAUCCAUUCGAUGCUAAUUCUGUCCAGCAAAUUCCCCCUCUUCUUCAAUUUGAGAUGAAUCAAAUCAAAAUUAUUUACUGAAAAACCUACUUUUACCUAGAUCAGAUCAACCUCAGUUUGAACUUUUAUUCAGUCUGAAAGUAUCCUUUAACUGUGAUCUUAAUUUUUAAAUUUUAAAUUAUUGAGGCAAUUUUUCAAAAUUUAAUCAUGAAGUGUUUCGACCUUCCUUGUAGGAUAAUCUCAUGGGAAUCGAAGUCACUCUUUUUUCUUUUCAGUAUCCUAAAUUGGAGUUUCUGAAUAACUCCAGCUGAUUGUAUGUAUCUUAUGUUUUUGAGCAAAGGCUUCUUUCAAACCAUGGACCGUUGACUUUGUCUUCUAACUGUUCAUUUGCCUGUUCCUUUCCCAUUUGGCUCAUGCUCAAGCACAAAAAAAUAUGUGGAUUAUCAAAGAAAGAAAGAAAACAAGUCUGCAACUAAAGUUACCGCAAAAUUUUUAAGCUUUCUUAUGCUCAUUUGAGUACAAUCUAGACUGGAUCUCCCAGUCAGUUUGAGAUUGGUUAGCUGAAAGGCAGAACUAUGAACUCCUAUGACUUAUGCAACUGUUGGCCAGGAAUAAUACGAUUUUUAAUGCUCAAUUUUUUGGUAUAAGGAAGUUAAAGUAGCAAUCAAAAACAAUCAUAUUCUUGUGAUAAAACUAAACCAAUAAUUUUAUAAUGCCCCAUAGAUCGUUUUAGAUCAUUGGGCUGCUCAUUAUCAAUCUCAAUCUCACUUGUUCUGAUUGUCACAUGCUGUAUCGAACUUCAAAAUUCGGAGAUGAAUCCUUUGAACUAAGUUGAGUCCUCAGUUUUAUUUAUUUUCUUUUUUUCUCAUAUUGAUUUAUUUUGUUGUGUUUUAGUUAGCAUUUUGAAUUUAGAGCUGUUAGUUUUUAAGUUUUAUUCAUUAGAUUUGUAAAUAAUGCUGUCUCAUUUUUAUUAAAGAUUAAAUUAUUUUAUCACAAAGACUGA
This is a messenger RNA of Bemisia tabaci, 2857 nucleotides long. RefSeq names its product UPF0389 protein CG9231. The record is from RefSeq and is a predicted model, not a curated record. Lineage: Eukaryota; Metazoa; Arthropoda; Insecta; Hemiptera; Aleyrodidae.